GUAUACAACAUCCAUUCACCUGACCAGAAGGUGCUCGUGCGACUCGCUGGCUUUAGUAUUAACAGGUGUUUUAUACGCUGCACACACACCGGCAAAUUUUACACUCACAGAUUAUAUUUUUUCUCGUGCUGCGGAGCGGUGCGGGAAAGAUAUUUUUUCAAACUGCAUUUGGAAACAUUCGUCGAUAGAGUUUUGAUACUUUGGACGUAUCUUGAGAUUUUGGAUAUAGUUUUAGAUUUCCUUAGUUUCGGUGCAAUAGACAGACUUUCUCAAACUCUUUAUCAAUAUUUGUUUUUGACGUGGUUUUGAAAAAUGAAAAAUUUCGCAUAAUUCUGAAUAUUACUAUUUUGUGACUUGAUUGUUUCAUGUGAUUAUGUUUUGACUGUUUACUUUGUCUUAAUGGAUUAUUUUUCUUUCGGAUAGUUGUAUCAGAUAAUGCUAUCGCAAAAUGCCAGUCCUACUUCUACGAGAAGUCUUCACUACAUCCCUGUCAACACUAGUAGAAAAGGCACAAAGAAAGUCCCCGCCUCUACUAGAAUACGACCUGCAGCUCAAUAAUUGCCAUUUGAAUUUAAUUCUACUAUCCAAACCGGAUAGAAAAAUAAAUUCAACGUCACCAGAUGAAGGAUUCGAAUCCGAUAUAGAUAGUUUAUCCAUAGUAUCUAGUGACAACGAUAGUUUUACCACAGAAAAAUUAACGGAGGGCGAAAGCAAACCGAAUACUGAGACUGAUUCUGCCAACGGCUCCUCAAGUAGUGAUUCUGAUAUCGAAACACCAGAUGCCAAGGUUUUCGAACCACAAGCAAAGAAGCAAGAGUUGUUGGAAAAAGAAAGUUUUAAUCUAGUCGAUUGCAUAUGUUACACUGAUGUCAAAUGCACCAAUAUACUGAUUUUUGUUAUUAAAAAUGAAGCGUUAGUAUUUGCUUUUGAUAAUGUUGGACAUCUGAAAAAUUUUUAUACAAAUUUUACGACUUUGAAAGCGGUGGCAAAUCAAAAAGCUUAUGGGACUAAUUUGAACACUCGGUUUAAUUUACUUCAGAGAACUGAUCAGAAUGGAGUAACUCAUAUAGAAAUUACAAGAGAAGCAGAAAACAGAACAUUGAAGCAAGAAGUACAUACCGGCAUAGAUGAUGUUACUACUCCAGUGAAUAUAAUUGAGAACGUGUCAAAAAAUAAGUUCAAAGAUGUGAAUUCAAGACAAAGAGUAGAAAGUCAACUAAUCAACGACAUUAAAUACAACACUAUUAAUUCGAAGCUAGGUCCAAAAGCUAAAAUAGUGACCAAGUCCAAUUCUAUAGAGAACAUCUUACAUUUAGACAACAGUAAAUCAAAUCUAGUCAAAGAUGAAACAAAAUUGAAGAAGGUUUGGAAUAGUGCGGAAGAUCUUUUGGAACCACCUAAACGACCACAGCGUCGAAGGAAAGGUAGAGCUCCUCAACCACCUAUUAUUCAAGAAAAACAAGAUAUUUAUAGCGGCCAAUUUGUGAGAGUGAGCGUGAGCUUCGAUCCAGUUAAAAAUUUAGAUAAAAAUAGGCUGAUUAUAAAAAGUUCCCUAAACGAACCGCAUCCUAAGAAAUUACAGAAUUUCAACAUAUUGGGAAAACCGAGUAUAACUUCUAUUCUAAGGCCUAAAGAGAAGGAGAUACUCAAGUAUGAAUCGAAAAAAUUAGACAGUACAUCAAAUCGAGGAAAAGUUUUUGAUGGAUGGACCAAUUCAAUGCCGAGAUUGUUGAAAAAACCAAGAAGUAGAUCAGAAACCAGAAACUUCAUACCUAUGGCUUACCGGUACAUAGAUACAACUCAAGAUUACCCUCCAUCUUACACUACCAAUUUAAUAGAAAGAGGGGAUGCUCAUUUUUCAGCGCACAGUCCAAACCUAUCUUUAUCCAAUUAUUUGAGAGGUGAAAAAUAUGCUCAAAAUAUUAACAAUCGACUUUUUGGGCUAAGUCCUAAACUAAGAGAGUUUGCGGACGAGGGAACUGAUAAAGUAGAUGGAAAAUGGAGCGUUAGUGACAGAAAUGUCAUAGUAAAUAAAGAUAAUAAUUUGAAAAGUGUAAUCAAAGUCAAUAAAGAUGAAAAUAAUAAGAAGAAAAAUGAUAAAAAGGUAACUUUUAGUGCCUACACUACGGUACAAGUUGUAUGAGUAGUUUUUUGCAAAUUAUUGAUGAAUAUUCUUAAGGGUAUAAAAAGAAUUCAGCUAGAAUUGAAUAUAAAGACAUUUUUAUUUCAUCAUACCGCAAAUAUUAACAUUAAAAGCCAUAAAUAUAUGCUUCCACUUGAACCUGAUUUAAAUUAGGCAGAUUAAAACUGCCACAUAUUUAGCGUAUGUAACAUGAUAACGUCACGUAUUUGCACUAGCUCAAUAGUAGUGCACUGCUACGAAACUGAUCAAAGUUACAUGAAUAAUUCCUGUUGAAGAAUAAUAUAAAAUUUCCUAGUUGUUGUCUCCUACAGAUGAUGCCAUAUUUGAAAUAUAAAAAGAAUUAGCUAUCAAUGUUUAAUUUUUUAUGUAAUACUCGUAAACACAACCAACAGCAGCAGUUUCCCAGCAAAGUUCACCAUAUUGAUGAACUUAUAUGUAGACCUGAAAAGUUAUCGUUUAUAAUAUACAUUAUUUUUCCUUCCAUUUCUUAAUUCGUAGAACUUUAAUUAUAAGUUUUUUCUGUUGAAUCGACUUUAUUUUAGGUCAUUUUCAAUUGUAAUGACUGUUUUAAUAGAUAUUACUAUCGAAGUUUUGAUUUAUCAGUAAUAUAUUAUUCUAGAUGCCAAUAAAAAUCAAAUUUUAUCAUCAUUUGAAGUAAAUAGAGACAUUCUAUAGAAUGUUUUUAGAUGUGAAUUUUUGGCAGAUAUGUUUAGCACAUUUGAACAUAGCCCUUUUUUCCUUUUUGUAUUGCUAGCACAAGGAUACUAAUAUUUUAUCUGGCGAUGCAAUAUGAAUUGCGUACCAAAAUUCAGUUUUUGGCAUCAUUCAAACUCUCCCACACAACCACGAAAAUGGCAAAAAGACGCAACUUCGAAAGUACUGGUUCAUACCGCAUACAACCUUGACUUAAUAACAUGAGCUUCCAAUUAUAUCAAUUUAGAACAAACUGUUAAACGAUCAGGCAGCAAAAUUUUUUGAGGAUGGUAACAAAAAUCUAGUACCAAAACUUGACAACUGUUCAGAUGUUAGUCGAGACUAUGUUGCAAAAUGUUCAUAUUCCAGUUUGACAUACAUACAGUGAAAAAACGGCGACAUACUAAAAAACAAUAAAUACCAUAUUUUGCAGUUGUUGAAGGGAAAGUGGAUAGUAAGAGAGGACCAGAAAGUAGACUGUAUUCAUGGUUGCACAACCCACGUCAGUGGUUUGGAGUGUCAUCUGUUGAUCUGUUUGGAAACGCAGUGGACAAAACAAGAAUAUCCUUGUUAAUAGCCAACUUUGCAGUCUUCAUGCUUGAUUGUAGGUUAAUUCAAAACUAAUAAUGAGGACAACCGAUUAAAAUUAGUAACCCACUUCUUAAAUUUGACAAAAAUUGAUGGUCGUAGCAAAGAAUCCGGUGCAAAUGAGGAAAACCCAAAAAUAAUAGGUUUCAUUUUAUAUGAAUUAAACCAGAUUGAUGGAGGAAAUUAUAUUAGUCAAACCAGUCUUUUCUUGUUGUUUUUGCUUUUACUUGCUCCAAAUCAAGAUCUCUCUAUAAAUUCUGUAGUUAUAAUCAACUUAGUAGAAUACAAGAAAAUACAUUAUUGAGAAUCUAAAAUUUAAAUUCCUCACGUGAUAUCCUCACGUGAAUAAUGAAUAAUUUGUCACCCAAAUAAUUUCCAAUAAAAAUUCUUCAGUCUCAAUAUACUGGUAGUUCAUAAAAUUUGUGUGACUAGCCCAAUGUAAAUCUCAUAAAACAUGUUUUAUUAGAUUUACAUGAAUGUAGAAGCUGUAUUUGUUUUUAUCAUCAUUUUGUAUUAACUACUUUAAUUUUUAUUUGUUUAAAAAUAAAAAUUGAAACGUACAAAAAUACAAUUGAACCUUGCCGCGGGACUGAAAGUCUGUAGUUUCAACCACCAAGUUUAUUGAGAACGAUUAAACAUAUAGUUGAAUCAGAUCAAUACCGUCAUAAAGUGAAUUGAUAAAUACUAGUCUUUCUCUUUAUUUGAUAUAGUUUUAAUAAAUCAUCAUAUACUUUACUUUGGAAUAUAUAUCAAUGUAAGCUGUUAUCGAACAAAACCCGAUAUGUUUCGUGUGGUAUAACCGUUUAGAAUGAAUGAGGGCUAAUAAAUCAACAAGAUUAUACCGUACCAAUAUAUAAAACGAGCAUAAGCGACAAACAAAUACAUUUUCGCACAAAAAAUAAUACAUAUUUCUUCCUAAAAUAAUAUAUGAAACAAAGAAUUUGGUAAUUCGUGGAAAGCACAAAGCUAAAAUAGAAGAAAUUGAAAUGGGCUAAAUUAAAUCGAUUAAAUCAGGGCAAACGUCAAUAAUUGUUAAAGAUAAUAAUUGAGGAAGUAAACUAAGGGAAGCAAUGGAUUUACCCCAUAGAGGAUUAAAUAAAGAAAAAACUCUGGAGAAUACUAAAAUAAAAAGGACAUAAACACAUGAAAAGGAAUAUGGAGUCUCAGCUCGACGACUUAAAAAACAUAAAGCCAAUAAGAAAAUGAGGGUCCCUUAUAUUUUUAUGUGUAAAACGGGAUAUUACUAAUAUUAAAAAGUUUUUGUGGUUAGAAACGGUUGAAAAUACUUCCGAUAUAUAGGUACAAUUUAAUGUAGUACUGAGUAUAGUAUAUAUUGGUCUUAAGAGACAAAUUAAUUUGUUAAUAAAUCGAAAUAAUAUACAAAUUUUUAUUCUGGUCAGAUAAUAAAUGAGAACUAAGUGCUUGAUAUUUAAUAAUACUGGACACACAUGAAAUUUGUGAGAUAACUAAUAACAACAACUUGUACCUAGUGUAAACUAACAUCAAUGUACCAUAGUCGAUGUUAAAUAUAUUUAGAAGUUUGAGAGCAUUUUGAAACCAAAAAUUGUUGUUAUUGUAUAAAAAUAGUAGAUGCUAUUAGUAUUGCAUUUUCUUCCGAUCAAUAUGAGAGGAAUAUACAGAAAGCGAAUAUUUUGAAAUUGAAUAAAGAAGUAUAUAAAUAACAACAUAACGAUGUACCAUCCUUCAUCAAUGAAUUCUACCUCCUAAGAUCUCGUGACGGGCAACUGCAGCUCGUUGUCGUCUUCAAAACAACGUGAUGUUAAUCAGCUCUUUAUUCUCGCAAAUAAGUGCAAAUCAUUAGGCGAAUGAUCAAUUAAGGAUUUCUCGGGAAUGGUUUACCUUGUAACUUCGGAAUUUACAAUGCAAAAACUUUCUUCGGCAGUUAAUUAGAACUGCUCUCCUAUAGCUGCUAAGUUUGACAGUACUAUUCCGAAAUUAUUUUGACACCACAUUCGAGAAAAUUAAUUUGAAGCAUCAAGUGAUCAUUCUAAAAGACAACGCCAUAAUUGAUUCCUUUCAAUUGCCACAUUCUUCCAGUACCGUAUACUGAUAUAAGGUUCAAACGGCACGAGCCUCAUGAGAUUUAACGAAAUCAAGCGACAGUUACUCAUUUACUUUUACUUAUUUUGAUAUGUACUGAAUUCUAUCUGAAUAAAUCUGCAAUAUCUCAUAAAUAUCGAUGCUUGGGUUUUGUUUUAUAAUGUGAGCCUACAAAUUUUGUAAAAUAUUCUUCCAUGAAUGCCAUAUUAUGACGAUUAUGAUGUUGAUGAAUAUGAUCAAUAAAAUACUCAGGACUGAAUUACCAACAAGAUCACCAGAUUUGAUAUAUAGCAAGUAGAAUAUACUGUUAGAUUAACCUGCAGUUUUAUCAAGAAAAAAGUAGUGAUCUUAAGCAUCCUUUCUAUCUAGCAUCUAUCUCACAAUUCAGUUGUACACGUUUGUCUCGUUAACUGUUCCGAUUCGAUCUAUCAGCCAAUGAAGGUGAUUAGAAAAACUAAGUUGCCUCAUAAGAUUCAACUAAAUCCAGUGAGAUUGAAGUUACUCAUUUACUUUUGCCUAAUUGAAUUCUAUCUAAAUCAAUCUGCAAAAUCUCAUAACUAUCGACGCUUGGAUUUUGUCUUAGAAUGUGAACCCACAAAUUUUGUGAAAUAUUUUUCCGUGGAAGUCAUAUUAUGAUGACGAUGUUGAUGAAUAUGAUCAAUAACAUACUCAGGUAUGAAUUACCCACAAGAUCAACAGAUUUGAUAUCUGGCAAAUUAUUGUAUUUUUAUUUAGAAAAUAGUAGGGAGCUUGAGCAUCCUUUCUAUGGAGUGUCGUUAUGUCUCGCAAUUCAUCUGACACGUUUGUCUCAUUAACUGUUAAGAUUCAAUUUAUUAGAGAAUGCAGGUGUACAGAAAUAUCUAAGUUGCCUCCGUUCGCUCAGCUUUCUUCAUUCUAGGACAAUCUUUUCCAACUCUGUGGUGGCCUAGCUUUAUUUACAAUUUUACAAUUUCGUGCAAGCUGGUUCGGAUAUUUUUGAAUUACAUUAUUUCUAUUCACUUCACACGCAUGCUAAUAAUUUUUUUUAACUACAAUAAUUUUAAUAUCGAAAAUACUGGUAGCAAAUACAUGUUUCAGUUUGUUGAGACAUUGAAUAAUUACUAAUUACUUUCUUAUUAGCCUUUGUAUAUUAAUUUCAGUGGGAUUCAAAUAUUUUUUAUCACGUUCUGUAGUAACAUUUUCCACGUCCUCUUAUUACCGUAAUGGUCAGUGAGGUAACUAAUUUAACCAAUACAAACAAACAGUUGAAAGCAACGACUCUAAAAAGUUUUACACCUUUUUAAAAAAAUGAUUCUGACCUACAAAAACCAUAAAAUAUUCUUUCAAUCUACCGAAGCUGUAGAGUUGAAUUUUCACUAGUAGAUAGCUCCACUACUGUUACAAUGAUAUUUCCAAUAAACGUAAAAAAAUUUGAUCCGUCAUGGGUCGACUAUAGGGAAUAAUCCACUCAUUUGAUGUAAUCUAAACGUUUAUUCUGCAUCAUAUUACAUAACUCGAUGCUUUUUUAUAAAACACAAAAUACACAAACUAGUAUCAUAGAAUUACAGUAAGUAAACAUUUUUACAUUACGUAAUUUCACAAAUAUUUUCUUCACGUAGGAUGAAUUUUCAAUUAGUUUGUAUAAUAAAAAUAGAAUUAUAUGACAUAUAUGUUUGAUUUUAAAAAGCUCUUAAAUGUCAAUAAAACUCAUAGGUAUUUAACAUGAAUGUUCAAAUGUGCAAGGUUAACAUGUUAGAGAUUACAUAAUUAUAUAAGAAUGGAGAUUUGAAAAUGUAUAGUUAUUCUUGUAUAUUAUAUAUUACGUAAUUGUAAAUAUGUAAAAACUUUAUUCAAUAUUAUAUUUCGUGUCGAA
This is a messenger RNA of Diorhabda sublineata, 7337 nucleotides long. RefSeq lists its product as uncharacterized. The coding region runs from base 449 to 2143 and encodes 564 amino acids. The record is from RefSeq and is a predicted model, not a curated record. NCBI's taxonomy places the organism in Eukaryota, Metazoa, Arthropoda, Insecta, Coleoptera, Chrysomelidae. The transcript is spliced from 2 exons.